Messenger RNA from Astrephomene gubernaculifera, 1387 nucleotides. Lineage: Eukaryota; Viridiplantae; Chlorophyta; Chlorophyceae; Chlamydomonadales; Astrephomenaceae. The record is from the annotation of a GenBank genome assembly.
CUGCCAACCUGCAGCGAGGAUUUGGUGUCCAGUCAGUGUCGCAGUACGACGUCCGAUCGGCGGCCAAAAAGAAGCAGGAAAGUGUAGUGGUUAGCUUCCCUUGCUAUACGGAGCAGCAGAUUUAUUCGCAUAGGAGCUUACCAUCUUAAGGGGCCAGAAGCGCUUACGCCCAGAACAUGGCGACCUGCACAGGCUCGCGCGUCACCGCUUUUUCAGGGUCGCGCCUUAACAAUGUGCGAAUUGGUCAUGCGAGCCGUGGCGUGACCGCUGCGGUGAUGAUGAAGAAGGGCAUCCACCCGCAGUGGUUUCCUGAGGCCAAGGUCAUCUGCAAUGGUGCAGAAGUUAUGACCGUGGGCGGCACCAAAUCAGCGUACAACGUGGAUAUUUACUCUGGCAACCAUCCAUUCUACCAGGGAAGCAAGACCACCUUGGUGCUUGACGAUGGGCAGCUGAGCAAGUUUAAGAAGCGGUUCGCCGAGCUUGAGGAGCUGAGCGUCAUCCCCGUCCUCCAAGCAGGCAAGGCAGAGGACCCCACGGCGAAGGAGAAGCCUUCGGCGUCCCAGCAGAAGGGCAAGGGCAAGAAGAAGUAGAUUGGUCCACGCGGCAUGUCAUGCAGCCUCAGAUGUUAAGCUUUGGGCAGACCCACAUGGCGCUGGUUGCCAGUCUUUGCGUGCCUCAGCGCUGGAGGUCGGUUGACUCGGCCCGCACUGGCGGUGAGGUUGGAAGGGUCACAGCAAAUGUUCGAGUUGUAUGCAGCUGUGGGCUAACUGUUCAAGCUCGGUGUGGGCAGUGCGGGGCCGCUGACGUAGUUGGAAAGGCCCCCGCUAGGUUGAAUGCUGGUUGGAAUCUGGAAAUCAUUUACAGCAUAGAGGGGUUGUACAGGUUCACAUUUUGUCCUUAGUGAAUCACGAAACCCAAGAGGGGAGUACACGAGUAUAGCUUGGAAUGCAAAGAGGGGGCUUUUGUUACGGCCACACAUGGCCUUCACUUAGCAUACGCUGGCGACUGCUCUCGCACCUUCUGAGUGCGGGAGUUGUGUUGGAUGAAGUUGUGCGGAGGAGCUGCACGAGCACACAUGUACGACGUUUUUUCUGUAUGACAGACGUGCACAUGUUUUGGCAACCAGGGGAGCUGUUCAACUGGGUUAUUGGCUCCUCCGCCUUUUGUCCCUUGUGGUUAGCCAGCAGACAGGAGCCUGGCGGUGUGGGGGAAAAGAGGAGGUGGCCGAAUGUGGACGGUGGGCGGGCAUGUCGCUUGCAAGGUGCAAGAGUUCGCUUGGUGUCGUGUUGUUUUAGGAUGGUUGGCGCGGCAUUGGAGUGGGGCCUCGUCCCGUUUGUAAUAACCCAGCAUCGACAACAGGAGGUUUGUGCUGGCUAGUGGAUGCGUU